Messenger RNA from Hemibagrus wyckioides, 1555 nucleotides. Its product is annotated as CD276 antigen homolog. Gene Ontology annotation, biological process: negative regulation of T cell proliferation; immune response; cell surface receptor signaling pathway. Gene Ontology annotation, cellular component: external side of plasma membrane. Lineage: Eukaryota; Metazoa; Chordata; Actinopteri; Siluriformes; Bagridae. The record is from RefSeq and is a predicted model, not a curated record. The transcript is spliced from 10 exons. The coding region runs from base 8 to 1540 and encodes 510 amino acids.
UGCUCAGAUGGUGGGGGAGGGGGCGGGGUUCACGGAGCUUCUCGUUAACCACGUGACCCGAAAAGUGAAAGAGAAAGGUGUUGUUUUCUUCGCAGGAAUGGAGACUGCUCUGAAAAUGUACUUGUAUCUGAUGCUGUUAGUGUUCAUCUGUGACGGGUUCCAUGUCCAUGGUCCACCAGGUCCUCUCAUUGUUCAACUGGGAGACUCAGUGAUGCUGCCCUGCUUUGUAGAAACUUCUGUACCACUGGAAGAUCUGGAAGUGGAGUGGAAAAGAAAUGACCGUGAAACUCUAGUGCACUUGUGGCAGAAUGGAGAAAGUCGACCAGAGUCUCAGGACCAGCUUUAUCAUGAAAGAGCUCAUUUCUUCACUGAGAAGAUCGCUCAAGGAAACUUCUCCCUCCUCCUUACAGAUGUGACUAAUAAAGAUGCAGGAGUUUAUAAGUGUGCUGUUUACACAAAGCUGGAUUCUGGUGAAACUCUGAUUGAAAUAAAGGAGAUUGAGCGUUUGAUCGUGUCUGGAUCCCAUGUUAUAUCUGCACAGGCGGGUGAAGAUAUCACUCUGAACUGCUCUGUAGACUCACAUCUCCCACCAGAAAAUAUAGAAGAGGUGUCAUGGAAGAAAAUAGAUGAAGAUAUUUUAGUGCUGGUUUAUCAAGAGGGUCAGAUCCUGACAGAGUCGACUGGUGAGAGAUACGUGGACAGAGUAGAAUUCUUCAGCACUGAAGAAAGAAACAAAGGAAACUUCUCUUUGAGACUGAAGAAUGUCCGAACGGAGGACAAAGGGCUGUAUAUGUGUUUAGUGUUCUCUGGGGCAUUAUCAGCUAACACAACUGUGGAGGUACAGCAGCUGGGUCUUUCCUAUCUGCAUUUUGCAAUUAUCAUUUUGUGUAUACUUGGAUUUGUAAUCGGAUCACUUGUACUAGGCUACCUAUCUUACACAUGUUAUAAAAAUAAAGAUGACAGCAGAAGAGCUGUAGCUAUACAGUGUGCACAUGUCCUUUGUCCUAACAUUACUAUGUCCAUUGUCUUCAUCCUCUGGGGUGUCACUGAUGGUAUUUUUAGUGAAGCAGCAACUUGUUCAGCCCUCAAUUUUGCUCGGAUCAUUUUCCUAUUUUGGAUUGGUCUUCAUUUGAAAUCAAUUCAAGAAACUCCACAGCGAUUAAUUGUCUUCUUUGCAAUUAUACUACAGUACAUUGUGGUGACUGUUUUUGCUUAUUCUUCUAUUUUUGUGGAUAUCUUGUAUAGAUUUGCCACUGAAGCGAUAGUAGCUCUGAUAAUCAUUCUAGUGGUGCUACUUAUUCUUAUUCUGGGUAUUAUCGCUGCAGCAUGGCUUCAAAGGAAUAGAAGAUUGUUUCAAAUUUAUGUAUCACGAAUGAUGUACAGAACUGCAAUGCUCUGCGAUAUUCUACGAAUAACUGUUUUUUCAAUGGUAAUUCAAAGCGGUGUGAUUGCGUUAUUAGUUCCACUCUUUACUGUGCUUUGGGUUUAUUUGGAUGAUUUCUUGCGUAUUUUUUUCAGGUUAAGUAAGUACAUCAUGUAAUACUUUAUUCUACCU